AUGGAGAACACGUUAGGAGGAGGCAUAGGAUGGCUGAUAAAAGACACCAAAGGAAUCACCAUUCUUCAAGGAACAGAUAAUCGUAUGUUUGUCCCUUUAGCCCUAGCAGCGGAAGCCUUUGCGGUGAAGGCGGCUCUUCAUCAUGCGUUGGAUUCAGAUUUCACUAGUCUCUCCAUUCAGUCGGACUCUGAUGUCCUCGUUAAGGCCCUGCGUUCAGGGUUGGUGAUGAAUGAGAUUGCAGGCAUCCUUCAUGACAUUAGAUACCUUGCUUCUCGCUUUCACCAUAUCUCUUUUUAUGUUGUUCCUCGCUCUGCAAAUUGUUUAGCAGAUGCUUUGUCUACAUUUGCUUUGUCAGAAGCCUUUUGGCUGGCUAAGCCUAAGUAA
Messenger RNA from Eutrema salsugineum, 384 nucleotides. RefSeq lists its product as uncharacterized. Bases 1 to 384 code for a protein of 127 amino acids. Gene Ontology annotation, molecular function: RNA-DNA hybrid ribonuclease activity; nucleic acid binding. The record is from RefSeq and is a predicted model, not a curated record. The transcript has a single exon. Lineage: Eukaryota; Viridiplantae; Streptophyta; Magnoliopsida; Brassicales; Brassicaceae.